Xiphophorus hellerii (green swordtail) is the source of this 1811-nucleotide messenger RNA. Its product is annotated as 5-hydroxytryptamine receptor 3A-like. NCBI's taxonomy places the organism in Eukaryota, Metazoa, Chordata, Actinopteri, Cyprinodontiformes, Poeciliidae. Gene Ontology annotation, biological process: monoatomic ion transmembrane transport. The record is from RefSeq and is a predicted model, not a curated record. Gene Ontology annotation, cellular component: membrane. Gene Ontology annotation, molecular function: transmembrane signaling receptor activity; extracellular ligand-gated monoatomic ion channel activity.
CUGGUUGUGUUCAGACACAAGAAUCCCCUGAUAACUCAUAGGACAGAUUAAGACACUUAUUGAAGCCCAACAGCUAUGAGGCUCACAAAUCUGUACUUUCUGCUCCUCCUAUUACGUGGAGUCGUUGCCAGGAUGGCGGGAAAAAAGCAGCCACAAAGUACAAGUUAAAGCUUCUGUUUUUGGGAAAACUGUCUCUACAUUGUUGUUGCAAAUGAACUCAGAUUCAGUACAUUUAGCUAUAUUUUUACUAAAGCAAUCUUUUCUAUCCCACUGGUUUGGUGGGAGAAAAAAAAGACUUGCGCUAACAUAUUUGCAAACAUUAUCUCAGGCCAAAACAUAUUGGCGUCCAGGUGAGCGAUGUACAGAUUAUGACAUUGUGAAACACCUGAACCUGAGCAAAGACAAUGCUAUGUACACCAUGGCACUGCCUGUCAAAAAACAUAACCGCCCUCUUGAGGUGGUUCUCACAGAAAAUCCCUGGCCCAUUCUGGAUAUUAAAGAGGUUGACCAGACUUUUGUGACUCAUCUUGGUGUUAAAAUGGAAUGGACCAACGACUACAUUAGGUGGUCUCCAGAUGACUUUUGUGGAAUUGACAAAGUCAUAGUUCCAAGUGAACUUUGAAAGCCAUAUAUAACUAUUGAGGAGAUGGUAGAAAAGGAAAAGUCUCUUUCAAGUCCCUAUCUCAAGAUUAAUUUCAAUGGCACCACAGAGUUUAGGAACAAUCAAGUGGUGAUGACUAGCUGCACAAUGCAUGUGUACAAAUUUCCUUUCGAUAUGCAAACCUGCAACAUCACAUUCCUCUCAAACAUGUAUGAUUCAGAAGAUUUAUACCUGAAAAGUCGCUAUGGCCAUACCACAUACACAACGAAGAUCCAGAAGAGAAUAACACAAUAUGAGUGGUUGUUCUGCAAAAUGACAGUCCAUAACUGGAAGAUAAUUGGGCAUUGGACAUAUUUUCCUAUCACUGUGAAAAGGUGUUCUGUAAUCUAUAUUGUCAACUUCUUGUUGACAAUAUUGUUGCCUAUUCUCUACCUCUUGUGUCUGGACUUAGUCUCACUCCUCAUGUCAGACACUGGUGAUGAAAAAGUUGGCUUUAAAAUUACUGCACUGCUGGCCAUCACAGUCAUGCAGCUUAUUCUCAACGAUAUUUUGCUCUCUUCUUCUGACAAGAUUCCACUUAUAAUGAGGUGCCGUUUAGGGAUAUGUACGAUGAUGCUGCUCAGCCUCAGGGAGACCAUUUUUGUGAUGUAUCUGAUUGAGAAGACAACGAAACAGCCCAAGACCAAGGCCUGGGGAAAAUAUGGUGCAUCUUUGAAUGAUAUAUCAGAAUUUAAAAGGGGUUCUGCAGCCAAAAAGGAUACCAGAAUCCGACACACGGAGGGUCCACUGACAUUGGAGAUGUUUUCAGGUGAGCUGAGGGAGAUGAAGAAAGUGAUUCCUCUUCUCAACACCGAUAAGCAGGAAGAAAAGAGAGGCUACUGGACUAAACUGGCUGGAAGAAUCAACAAGAUUUUUGCAAUAUGCCAUGUCAUAUCCAUCAUUGUAUUUUUACCCAUAAUAUUUUCAUUGUGGACAGGAGAUGAAGAUGUAAUUUGCUAAAGUUAAACACUUCCAGGUUAGAUAAACGUGUAGAGAUUGCUUUGCCUCUCUUUUAUUAAAUGAAACACAUUUCACAAACUGAAGGUUUGUCCAUAUAAAAACAGGUGCAAACAAUGCGACUUUUUAAACAAUCAGAUUGUGUUUUUAUUUUGCAUAUCAAGCCAUUGCAGUUAUUAAAUGUUGAGAGAUAUUAAAAUAAAAAUGAAAGUCA